AUGGAAUCCAUCCACUCCGACCACAAUGACCCCGGCAUGCACUUCGACCACCACGACGGGCAAGCUCCCCUCGGUACUCAAGGUCGAGCUCCUCACGGCGACGAAGAUGUAGCCCGCCUCCUUCUCACUCGCGUAGAUUCAAUGGUCCAACAACUGCAAGGUUUCCAUCUCGGCCUGCACGAUCUCACUACUGCAGUCCGUAACCAAACUGAACGCUCUGACCAACGCGAGCAGCAGCUCCUCAAUUCCCAGGCUGCGGUCCGGGCCCCGGCCGAUCCAGCAAGCGGUAACAGCCUCCGCCACCUCUCCCGCUCCGCGCUUCAACGAGCCGUCUUCAAGACUCCCCAACCCGACAAGUACAACGGCGACCGUAGAAAGACCACCAACUUUGUAGGACAACUCUUGACCGUAUUCGAAUCAGCUCCCACCCAGUUCGCUACCGAUAAGGCCAAGAUUAACUUUGCUGUAGGCUGUCUGCAAGACGAAGCCCUCCGCUGGUUCCACUCUUUCCGCCAACUUAGCGAGCUGGAUAACGCCAAGCCCGAAUACCUGUUCUUGAGCGAUUGGUCUGCUUUCCAAAAGAAGAUCAACCAAGUCUACGGAGAUCCUAACGAGAAAGAGCACGCCCUUGAACAACUCCAUCACGUGGUUCAAACCACCUCGGUCUCCGCCUACGCUGCCGAAUUCCAAAGGCUCUCAACUUUGGCCUAGCUCACCGACGACCGUUCCUUGUUCUGGCUCUUCCGCAAGGGAUUGAAAAUUCAUGUUCGAUCGGCGGUUCUGCUCAUCCGCCCCCGACCAGAGAACUUACAAGCUCUCAUCAAAGAAGCCACUCAGAUUGACCUUGACUCACAGAAUGACAAGGCCGCCUCGCUGAUCUUCGCAUCUCGCCGAGUCACCACCUCGCAUGCCGAAAACCACAGUGUCCCCAUGAUGGAUGAUGGAGGCCCUCGUCCUAUGGAAAUCAACGCUAAUCGACGUCGGAUCCAUUCUACCAAGGUCGUUCGUCGCGGUCCCCUCUCGGAAGCCGAGAAGGAACACCGCCGACUCGAGCAAACAACUUGUGCCUUUACUGUGGGCGCGCUGGCCAUUUAUUCCCAAAUUGUCGAUCUCGCCCUGUGCAAACCAACAGUAAUUAUGGCAACAACAACCGCACUACCAACAAUAGGUAUAACGACGCCGGCCGCAAUCGUAAGUCCUACGAUAAUACCAACAAGCGUGCCGCCGCCGUGUCGUUCACGCCGACUGGCGCGAACGCGACCAUCUUUGGCCCCAACACCUCGAAAAAUGAUCGAGCCUAGGACGGAGCUUAGGAGACGAACUCCUGGGCGUUAACUCCUCUGCAACUCCAAAUGUACCAAAACCGCGCCCUGAUCCUCGUCCGUUCCUCACCAACAGGUUCUCCGUUCUCGCUAACUCAAUUAAUUCCCCAAAAUUCGACAAAAACGAACACCUCAUUGUACUCUGUAAUCAAAAGAUCGACGAGCUCACAUACGCCUCGAAUGACUCAGGUUCGCAAGCGAACUUGAUUAGUCCCGACUAUGUUGAAGCUCUUCGUCUACAGACCAACAAAAAGGCAACUCCUCAGGGACUGGAAGGCUUCGAUGGCCAUCCAGCUUUGCCAAUCACCCACGAGACAGUCCCAACUGACAUCUUCAUCGGCGAUCACCACGAACAAAUUUCCGUCGACAUCUCCUCUAUCGCCCAUUACCCCAUCAUUUUGGGUAUCCUUUGGCUCAAACUCCACGAUCCUGAUAUUGAAUGGAGCCACUUUUGCGCUGGUCCUCCGAUCACUGCGCCAACCAGUGCCUCCCGAUCGCUCCGACGAUCGAGACUCUUCCCCAGCACCCCUCGUUCCCAAGUCCCCAGAUAGCACUCGAAGUGUCAGGUGUGAAACCGUCUGCAGCGGUGGAUCACCCAGCAGUGACUAUAGUCGCCGCUGCAGAGUUCCGGACUCUCCUCGGUUCAUCCACGGAUAUCGUUUCGAUGGGCGCCAUUGCUCGCGACGACGGUAAUACUCGGAUCGCUUGCUACAUGACCAGUUCACCCAACGUGCAGCCUGCGACCGACUCUGAUGAAUCGACUCCAAAGACGAAAGAUCCCAAAGUUUUGGUUCCGCCCAUCUAUCACUCAUAUCUUGACGUCUUUGAUGAAGGAGAAGCGGAUAAGCUUCCUCCUCGUCGACCGUACGACCCCACCAUUCCAUUGGACCCCUCGAUCAAAGUCCCGGCCGGACGCCUCUAUCCCUUGAACCAAUCAGAAUUAAAAACCUUGUCCGAUUACAUCGACGAUCAUCUCAAGAAAGGCUUUAUUGAGCCAUCACAGUCACCCAUAGGAGCACCUAUAUUAUUCGUCAAAAAGAAGGACGGCACGAUGCGCCUGUGCGUCGACUACCGUGCCCUAAACAGCGCCACAAUCAAGAACAAAUACCCCUUGCCCCUGAUCGGGCCGGGGAAUCCCUCGAUCGACUCUCCGGUGCCAAUUUUUUUUCAAAAAUCGAUCUUCGUGGCGCCUACAACCUCAUCCGCAACGCCAAAGGCGACGAGUGGAAAACAGCAUUCCGCACACGUUACGGGCACUUCCAGUAUAACGUCUUUCAGGAACUGA
Microbotryum saponariae is the source of this 2607-nucleotide messenger RNA. NCBI's taxonomy places the organism in Eukaryota, Fungi, Basidiomycota, Microbotryomycetes, Microbotryales, Microbotryaceae. The record is from the annotation of a GenBank genome assembly.